Molecule: messenger RNA, 1017 nt
Organism: Ilex paraguariensis (yerba mate)
Lineage: Eukaryota; Viridiplantae; Streptophyta; Magnoliopsida; Aquifoliales; Aquifoliaceae
Source: the annotation of a GenBank genome assembly
AUGGGGAAGGUAGGGGUUGAAAGCUUUUUCCUUGGACUUUUGCUUCAAGUCCUUGUGGUAUCCGCUGCUGAUAUUAAGCGCUUGAACAUAUGGCCAAUGCCAAAGUCGGUGAACCAUGGACAUGGGAGUCUUUAUCUAAGUAGCAAUUUUGAGCUCAAGACUGAAGGAAGUAAAUACCCUGAUGCUUCUGAGAUUCUGAAGGACGGAUUCUUGAGGUUACUUGCUACCAUCAAUGCAGAUCAUGUUAUUGACGGUGACUUUUCCCAUUUUGAUUCUUCUGUCUUCCUACGGGGAAUUCAUGUAGUUAUCCUUUUGCCAAAUGACGAGUUACAGCAUGGUGUUGAUGAGUCAUACAAGUUAUCUAUCCCUGCGGAUGGCAAUCCAGUUUAUGCACAUAUUGAGGCACAAACGGUUUAUGGAGCUCUACACGGACUGCAGACAUUCAGCCAAGUCUGCUUUUUUAACUUUACCACCAGAUUAAUUGAGGUUCGUCAAGUCCCAUGGACCAUUAUCGAUCAGCCAAGGUUCUCUUAUCGAGGGCUUCAUAUUGAUACAUCUCGGCACUAUCAGCCAUUACCAAUGUUAAAGAAGGUCAUUGAUUCUAUGGCAUACACAAAGUUGAAUGUCUUGCAUUGGCACAUUGUAGAUUCCCAAUCUUUCCCUUUAGAGAUACCUUCAUAUCCAAAACUGUGGGAUGGUGCUUAUUCUAUAUCAGAACGAUACACGAUGGCUGAUGCUGCUGAAAUUGUGACUUAUGCUCAAAGACGAGGGAUCAAUGUAUUGGCUGAGAUUGAUGUUCCAGGACACGCUCUCUCCUGGGGAACUGGCUAUCCUUCCUUAUGGCCGUCAACAGACUGCAAGGAACCACUUGAUGUUAGCAAUGAGUUCACAUUCAACGUAAUAGAUGGGAUUCUUUCAGAUUUCAGUAAGGUCUUCAAAUAUAGAUUUGUGCACUUGGGAGGCGAUGAAGUCAAUACAAGUUGCUGGGUGAUAACGGCCCAUGUGAAGAACUGGUAA